GGCCUUUCGUUCAACCUCGGUUCUUUGGUGCCCAGCAUAAGACUCUCCCUUCUAUCAUAAACCAUAUCGAUCAUGCAUGAACUAUAUCCAGCCUGAAAUCCCGACUAGUACGACUCGAUGAAAUUCCUCUCAAAAUGCCACCCGCCUCUCCCACCGUGAGAAUCGUCGAGGUCGGACCCCGCGAUGGACUCCAGAACAUUGCCACCCACAUCCCCACUUCCACCAAGCUCGACCUAAUCCGGCGACUACACCACGCCGGUUUACAGAGCAUAGAACUGACAUCAGUGGUCUCACCCCGCAAAAUCCCCCAGCUGGCCGACUGUCGCGAUCUCCUACAGCAUUUCUCGAUUCGAAGCUUGGCGAGCGAUCCGCACCUGCGACUGCCGGUCUUGGUCCCCAAUCUCAAAGGAUUGGAGAUUGCGCGCUCGCUGAGCGUGAAAGAGGUGGCUGUGUUCAUCAGCGCGACGGAGGGGUUCAGCCGCGCCAACAUCAACUGUACUGUCGGGCAGGGGAUCGGGAGAGCAACGGAGGUCGCAUCCCACGCCAUCGCUGCGGGUCUGGCCGUGAGAGGCUACGUAUCCUGCAUCUUCUCCGACCCCUUCGAUGGCCCGACCUCCCCGGCUGCUGUGCUCCGCUGCGUGCGAGCCCUGCUCGACGCGGGCUGCUACGAGGUCAGCCUGGGCGACACGCUCGGCGUAGGCUUGCCCGCGACGGUCCGCAGUCUAAUCCGGUACCUGACUGAUGCGGGUGUCCCGGUCAACCGUCUCGCUGGGCAUUUCCAUGACACGUACGGCCGCGGGGUCGCCAAUGUCUGGGAGGCGUAUACGUGCGGCGUGCGCGUGUUCGACAGCAGUGUCGCGGGGCUCGGGGGCUGCCCUUUCGCUCCGGGUGCCAAGGGCAAUGUCGCGACGGAAGACGUCGCGUACAUGUUUCACAAUGCUGGCAUCGAGACUGGAAUUGAUAUUGCUAGCUUGGUGGACACGGGGGCCUGGAUCUUGAAACAGCUCGCAGACAUAGACUCCACCCAGGCUGCUAGUGCCGUGGCUGCGAGGGUCAGCGAGGUUGCCCCUCGGACCAAGCCGCAGAGACUGCACAGCCAUCUCCGCCAUUACGAUGGGCAUUGGCCGUCAAUGCGGAUGGAAUUUAAUUGCAUUGGCGCAGGGUCGAACUGAAAGUCGUGCUGCGCAGGAUGGCGCGCGUGAGACGAUAUGAAGUGAAGGAACCCCAAAUUGCCCAAGAAUGCCUACGGGGUGCGAGUUUCGGUUGGAGAUAAUGGUCACCUGGGGACGCCCGUCGGACUGGCAGCCGGGUACUGUGACAUGUAGAGCACUUAUAAAUCCAUACGCUUGUCUGUGUACUACUUGAUCGGCUACAACAAAGGCAGUACUUAUGUGUACAGCCACGGUGGUUUCAACAAAUGGAGGAUUCUACAUACAUGUAUACGUGAUAGAUGACAGAGAAUCC
Messenger RNA from Aspergillus aculeatus ATCC 16872, 1464 nucleotides. RefSeq names its product hydroxymethylglutaryl-CoA lyase. NCBI's taxonomy places the organism in Eukaryota, Fungi, Ascomycota, Eurotiomycetes, Eurotiales, Aspergillaceae. The transcript has 2 exons. Gene Ontology annotation, biological process: L-leucine catabolic process; ketone body biosynthetic process. Bases 135 to 1172 code for a protein of 345 amino acids. Gene Ontology annotation, molecular function: hydroxymethylglutaryl-CoA lyase activity. The record is from RefSeq and is a predicted model, not a curated record.